AGAUAGUUGCAGUGAAUUGGCGAUCACAUUCUUCUUCAAUACAUAUGAUGCGGAAGGUAGAGCUGUUUUCUGAUGAAAUAUUUUUCUGUCAUUUUGAAGGAACUACGGCAUACAUUGAGAAGUCUAGUCCAUUUCCAACUGAUGGAAAGCUGGGAUGGUGGAGUACAGGUUUUUCAUAUGGCUUGUGGAUUGCUUCUCUAGUAUCAUUGGGGUUUUCAGUUGUUCCAGUUGCAUCACAGACAUGGAAAGCUUACUUUGGGCUAUCACGAAGUGAAUCGCCAAAGGAUGAUAGCAGACAAGCUGCAUCCAUUUUGUUCCCUGACAAAGCUCUAUCCCUGAAGUUGAAAAAACAUCAUGGGCGAGCGGAGGCUCUUCUGUUAGCAGCCUAUGGGAAAGGCCUUGUCCUACCCCAACUUGACAUUGAUGUUGAUUGCUGAUUGACUGGCCAUUUUUCAUAUUGAUGGCACUGCAAACAAAUUGUUGCGUAGGGGGUUCCAUCAAGUACAUAACUUAUUGAGGUUUGAGUGCACUGUGUGCCUGCAGAACUGCAACAGAGAUCGUAGCUGACCCAUUCAACUUUUGUGGAAUGCAUUGGAUAUUUCUCAUUGUAUUUUGAGCUUAACAGGCUAGCGCAGAUGAGACAUGAACGUUUUUUUUAACAUGUACCUAUUCCAAGUUGAGAAGGAACCAAAGCUUCGCAACUGUUUGCUGAGACUGUUGUCUUCAAGAACUUUUUUUUUAACAUGUACCUAUUCCAAGUUGAAAAGGAACCAAAGCUUCGCUACCGUUU
Molecule: messenger RNA, 790 nt
Organism: Setaria italica (foxtail millet)
Lineage: Eukaryota; Viridiplantae; Streptophyta; Magnoliopsida; Poales; Poaceae
Product: Holliday junction resolvase MOC1, chloroplastic-like
Exons: 4
Coding region: 45-437 (130 amino acids)
Molecular function (GO): crossover junction DNA endonuclease activity
Source: RefSeq, a predicted model, not a curated record